GCGGCGUCUGCGGGACGGGAGCGGAGGAGGCGGUUCUCUUCCCGUUCCCAUCCCCAAUCCCGCCGGGCGAGUGCGGGGCUGGGGACGGCGGGGUGGCCAUGGCCUCCAUGGCGGCGGCGAUCGCCGCUUCCCGCACGGCGGUGAUGAACGGGAACCGGCCGCUGGACGAGCGGGAGCGCAAGCGGUUCAGCUACUUCUCCUCGCUGAGCCCCAUGGCGCGCAAGAUCAUGGCGGAGAAGGAGCGGAUCCGCGAGCGCUACGGGCCCGAGUGGGAGCGGCUGCCGCCCCGCCAGCAGGACGAGAUCAUCGACAAGUGCCUGGUGGAGCCGCACGUCCAGGCCCGCUACGCCGCGCACCGCGGCACCGCCCGCCCGCCCGCGCCGCCCGCCUCCUACCCCAGCCUGCGCCUCAACACCGGGCAGAAGGUGGUGCGCUUCGGAGACGAGGAUAUAACUUGGCAAGAUGAACACUCAGCUCCAUUCUCCUGGGAAACAAAGAGUCAGAUGGAGUUCAGUGUUGCAUCUCUCUCCAUACAAGAGCAAGGUGGUGCCCAGCUGCAGAAUGAGCAGAGGCAGCCUGUUAAAGCAGCACCUGGUGUCCAAGUCCCUAAAUCUUCUCAGGCCAAUAAGACCCCUGGUUCUGAGGGGUUGAUAGCAUCCCGAAAGGAAGAGGAAUCAUCCUUCUGGAAGAUAAACGCAGAGCGCUCAAAGUUUGAAGGAGACAAGUCUGAGUUUCAGUCCCUGACCCCCAGCCAGAUCAAGUCCAUGGAGAAAGGAGAGAAGCCCCUUCCCUCUUUUUACAGACAAGAGUCUGCUCCAAAGGAGAUGACCAAAGCUGAGAAGCCCAGCAUAACUAAACCAGAGAAGUCUGUUGCCCCCAGCACACCUUCUGUGUCUCUCGAGUGGGAGAAACCUCGACCUACUCAACUCCCUACUAGUUCUCUAGAUGACUUCUUUCUUCCUGAUCCACCACAGGAUCUGGCAUCUUCUAGGACAAACAAGGAAGAUAUUGAUGGUACUAUACUUACAGACCCACAAAUGCCUGGACAGACUAGUACAAGCAAUGUAAUCUUGAAGACUGGCUUUGAUUUUCUAGACAACUGGUAAAAGAUACUUCAAAACAGAUCAAACCAACUUUGGGGAAGGAGUGGAACACCCUUCUCCUUGUAUGUUAAUUUACUAGCAUUUGUGUCUUUUUCUAGAAGUAACUUUCAAACUCUUAAAUGUUGCCUUUGUAUAAACUUUUGUAAUACCGUAUAUGUUUUUGUUUUUUAAACAGUGAUAGAAGUGUGGUUUCAUUUGGAUAUUUUUUAAUAUCUGUUAAAAUUUUUAGUAGCUACUGUAUUGAAAGGAUGGGAAAAGUUACUGUAUACAUGUUAAAGAAACACAAAUGAGUCUCUGUAUCCUAGAGAUGGAACGUACAGGACCAGCUUGCAAUUUUCAGUGGAAACGUUGCUAGCGUGGCUUGUAAGAAAUAGUGUUGCAUCUGCAGUGGUUCCAACCAUACUUCAGACAGCUAGCAAAAAAACAGUAUGAAAGGCAAGCACCCAGAAUUGCAUUGAUUUGUAGAUUUCGUUUCCUUUGAAAGUAUCUUUUGUACCACUUACUGAAGACAUUUUUUCUUCUGAAGAAGGCAAAGGCAUUGCCAAAAUGAUGGAUCCAAAAAAGCACUGUGUUUGUACCUACAAAUCUGCUAAAAUAACUUAAGAGUGUUAAAAAAAUUACCUGGGGAAAUGGUGUUUCUGGUGUUUGGAUUGAAGACUGGGAAGUGGGUAGAAAGGAGUGGGACAACACCUAACGAAUUGGAGAAAUUCUUCAGGGAACACAAUUUCACUGCCUCCUUACUAGAGCAUAGCUCUUCAUAAAACUAGUGCUGGAACUACAGCACUGAGGAUUUCUGGAGUGUAGAUUACCUUUGUGUCGGUAAACCACUAUGUUUAUGGGAGGUCAUAGCAGUGUGAGGCUUUUUUGUUUUUUAAGCAGCUUAUCGUCUCAAGGACUCAUCAACUUUGGUGCUUUUUCCUCCUUGUGGGUUCAUCCUCUUUAGUGUUCAACAUCUGGAUUACAUUUAUUCCUAAGGUGCAGAGAGGCAUCUCAAGGUGGCCCUUGGCAGUGUUGCCUCCAGUUCUGCUUUUGAAUGAUCUUUGGUGUUUAAAAUGUAGAGAGCAAGAGUAGCUGUCCUUUGGAUCUGUUGUCUCUGAAAUGCAGCAUGAUUUACACACUGAUUCUCACUGUGUUUACCUCACCUUGAAGCCUUAAUUCCCCUACGCACAGCCAGUGACUGGUCUGCUCCAAUGCCAAAGGUUUGACUUUUCCCUUUACCUCAGCAAUAGUCCCAUAGCAUUUGUUUGGGGUAGAAGGCAAAACACAGGGCUCUAAUGGGUCCCAGCCAAGGCUGUAAGAAGGUCACCAUCUCCUAAGCCAUAGCUGUGCUAGGCUUCUCAUGGAUUAGCACUUGACAUUUGGUUCAGUGCCAGGGGCAGUUAAAUGUGCAGAAUUGGAUGCAGUAGGAUUUUUUCUGCUUGUUAUGGGAAGGGUUUGCAAUGCCCUGGAAGAAUCCUUGCCUCUAAUUGGUGUGCUGCUUGCUCUGAACAAGCAGUGUGCUGAUAGAGCAUUAAAAUUUACUUGUUGGACAAGGAAAAUGCUGUAAGCAUAUCCCCUCUUUUCUUGCCCCCACACCCCAUAAAAAAAAAAAAACAACUAAAAAAACCAAAACACCAAGGCCAAAACCUCCAGUUUUUAUAGUGUUUUCUUAAAAGGUUCCUUAGCUAAAUGGUAAGAUCACCACAGAGUAGAAGCCAUUGUAUAGCAUAUUCUUAUUUAUAGGCUUCUGAAAGCUUUCUAACAUUGUUCCUGAGAUGUACAAACUCCUUGUCAUGGGUUGGCGCUGGCGCAGUGCUAGUGCGCCUAUGAAAAUAUAUUUUUCUCAAAUGACUCCUGUGAGAUGUGACCAGGAACAGAGCAGAGCAGGCUUAGGCUUAGAAAUAAGGAAAAAAACUUUAUUAAGCUACAUCAUUAAUAAAAGGAACCCACACCAUUCAGAAUGUUUUGGGAAGUUUUCAUUCUUCCUUCUUCUACCUAAUUUCUGCUAAAGCACAGUGAGACAAAACCUUGGAUUCUCAGUUGUUACCUCCCCUCAGGUAAUCAAUUCUCAGUCUAUCAAGGGAGGGAGGAGUUUCUCUUGUACCGUAGUCUUCUCUAGGAAACACAGUUUAUGUUUCCAUGUCACACAUGGCACCACCCGAAGAAAAUCUGUCAUGACAUCUCUUUCUAUGUACAAUGCUCUCACUACCGUCUAUGGACUAAAACUGCUUAUAGGGUUCUUUUUAAGGAUGCUUUGCCAAGUACCAAAAAACAACACUCUCAUUUUUGUGACAACAGUCCCCCCUAUUUUCACCUCCCCCGGGGCCGAGGGUCUUGAGAACAGAGAUCUUCUCUGAGGACAGAGGGCACCACUGCACCCUCCUACAACAGUUUCCCAUUUCGGGACAACAGUCCCCCUCUCCCUGAGGCCGAGGGUCUUGAGAACAGCAGGUCACUCGCUCUCCUGCACGGGCAGUCACUACAGCAGUCACUCUCCUGGCUCAAACCACUGCAUCCCCCAAAAUGCAGUCUCUGUGUUACAGCAAAAUUGGUUCAGUCUAUGGCUAUACAAAAAAAAAAAGUCCAGCUAAAGGCCACUCCAUCAUUUCUUCCCACCUAGAAUUCUUUCCCGUCUUCUUCUGACAACUCAGAAGGCUGUUUCUCUUCUCUCUCAGAUGAAGGAGGAUUAAUGUUUCGCAAAGUUUUUUUUGUGUUAGGGAGGGUUAAAAUCUCGGGCUCUGCUGCCCUCAGGACGGCUGAAAUCUCACAGCGGCCUGCCCGGGACUCCCACGGCCCUGCACCUUCCCCCCUGCUCUUUCUCCUCUGCCUGCGUGCUGCUGGCAUGUGAUAUCAAAUGUCAGGGUGGCACCGGCUCUCUCUCUGUCUGGGGGGGCUGCCUGGGACAUCCCCGUGUUUCUCCACCCUUCUGUCCUGCAGGGGCCGGCCCAGUUCCACUCCCUUCAGCCCCCCUUCUCCGUCCGGGGCUCCUGGCCUCCCUGAGCCUAGGCCGCAUGGCUGGGGCUGGGCCCCUGAGCUCUUCACUGACCGCAACAAAAGCGAGGCUUCCUCUGGGAGUUCUCUGCUUUUAACCCCGUGUUCUCAGAGCUGUAUCCAUGUCUUCAGUGGUUACACCAGGUGUCAAUAUUCAAACCUGACCACUGAUUGGUUUGGCUAUAACUUCCCAAAAAAACUUGCUUCCUUGUCAACCUACGACACUCCUGUAGUUCAUGGAUAUUAUCUCUGCAUUCAGCAGUUCAGAAAAUGUUUGUUGUUACCAUCCUGGACUUUUCUGCUGUUUUUUUUUUUGUAGCAUUUGCUACAAGCAUCCAGAGGUUAAUGCAGCUUAGAACAACUUUAACACAAAUUCUUUAGGUGUAUGAUUGAUAUUGACCUUCCUUCUAAAGCUAACAAAUGUUAAUCUUGGGGUUUACCAUUACCAGUGAAUCUGAUUUUCUGUACAUUCAGCUGCUGAAAAGUAGUAAAUCCAAAAUAAAUAAAGAUGCACAUUCUAAUCUUAUUCUGAUUUGGGGAGAUCUGAAAACAAAGUCUCCUACUGUCAAGGAGUGUUACUUAAAAUCUCUCUGGUAAUACCUUAAAGCUUCUUAGGGAAGAAUCUGGGCUGUCUGUCUUUUCCAUUGGCUAACUUGACCCUAAUACACAUUGGGACCAGCUGGUAGAACAUGCUGCAGAACUUUUUACUUAUCCUGGUAGGUUUUUCCUGUGCUUUGACAAGAGUUGAUGCUCCUUCUUUCUUGAAUAUGUUUUUAUUAAACAUUCUUACAAAAAUGAAAUUGUAUUUGGUCACAUUUUAUAUUAACAAUGUUUUAAUAAAGUCACUUUAAAUAGAA
Passer domesticus (house sparrow) is the source of this 4930-nucleotide messenger RNA. RefSeq names its product chromosome 3 C1orf198 homolog (gene C3H1orf198). The transcript is spliced from 4 exons. NCBI's taxonomy places the organism in Eukaryota, Metazoa, Chordata, Aves, Passeriformes, Passeridae. The coding region runs from base 99 to 1106 and encodes 335 amino acids. The record is from RefSeq and is a predicted model, not a curated record.